Molecule: messenger RNA, 4971 nt
Organism: Sarcophilus harrisii (Tasmanian devil)
Lineage: Eukaryota; Metazoa; Chordata; Mammalia; Dasyuromorphia; Dasyuridae
Gene: FAM234B
Product: family with sequence similarity 234 member B
Exons: 13
Coding region: 295-2163 (622 amino acids)
Source: RefSeq, a predicted model, not a curated record
GGGAGAACGGAGAGACGGAGAAGCGAGGAGGAGGACGCGGGGAGCGGGAGAUCCCUGCCGGGCCCGCACUUCACAGCGUGCUUCGUCAUUCGGGACAUUUCGCGGUCGGAGGCGGCCGGGCCCUCCUGCGGCGCUCCGUCGGACGGACGCAGAGACGCGGCGGCGCAGCAGCCAGACCCGCGGCCACACUCCCUCCGGCAGCGCCAGCCUCCCACUCCCCCAAUCUCGGCCUUCCGAGAACUUUAUUUCCCGUCAGGGCGUGGGGCCCCACGCACGCGCGUAGCGGCCUCCGCCAUGGCGACCGUGCUGUCCCGCGCGCUCAAGCUCCCAGGGAAGAAGAGCCCGGAUUUAGGGGAAUAUGAUCCUCUCACCCAGGCUGACAGUGAUGAAAGUGAAGAUGAUCUUGUUCUCAAUCUAAAGCAGAAAAAUGGAGGUGUCAAAAAUGGAAAGAGCCCCCAGGGAGAAGGGCCAGACCCUGACUCAGAUGCAGAAGGAAUUGGGCCUGCCAAGCAACAUUUGUCAGAAGUCACCACCGAAGGUUAUCCUUCGCCACCUCUUGGCAAUCUGGAGCAAAAGACAGCAUCUUCAUUUGUGUCUCACAUACGCACAUUGAUCUUCUUGCUCACUGUCCUGAUUUCGAUGAUCCUGGUGCUAGUAUGUGCCUUUCUGAUCCCUUGUCCUCCCAGAGAUCUGCAGAAUAUGUGGAGUCGCCAUUUGGGCCCAGAAGGGGGUGGGAAUUUGUCUCCACUGGAACUGGUUGAUGUGAAUGGUGAUGGGUUGCCUGAUGUCCUGCUUUCUUUUGUGAACUUAAAAAAUGAAAGUAUGAUAGGUGUCCCUAAGCCCCAGGCCACUCUUCUAGCUCUUUCAGGGGUAAAUGGUAGCACUCUUUGGACCAGUUCUCUUGCAGAGGAGGCACAAAGUUUGCAGUGUUCUGGGCUUACUCUAGUAGACUCAGCAGAAGCCAUCUGUCUUGUGACUGGAAUAUCCAAGCUGCUCAGUGCACUCAAUGCUACUUCAGGUAAAGCCAUUUGGACUCUAAAUCCAAGCCACUUAUCCAGUGGGACUUUGGCCGCUCCAGCUGUGUUGCUGCCUGAUUUGGAUGAUGAUGGAGUUAGAGAUCUCAUGAUUCUGACUACUGGGCUCUUACAGGGAGAUCUCUGUUUCCUGCUAGUUUCAGGCAAGACAGGGAUUCCUAUGGGCCGACCUGUGAAGUACAACAUCGUGAGAGAGGGCAAUCUGAUUGGUCCUCAGGUUCACAUCACCACACAUGGAGCAAUCUAUAUCCUGUUUGGCUUUGGCAACAUUCAGGCCAUCGCCCUGAAGGAUAUUUUUAUCCAGGCUGAAAACCGGGAUAGCUCACCGCCUUCGUUGCAGAUUGAGGAACCAGAGUGGGAAAAAAGAAGAUCCGUCAAUCUAUCUGAGCUUAUUGAUGUUUAUAGUGAUGGAGUUGAAUUCCUUCAGAUGGUAAAAGCACCAGACAGCAAUUGUAGCAACCUCCUUAUCACAACCACUCAGGGUCUUGUUCUACUUCGGGGUCAAGACCUUGAACGUCAUUGGGUGCUGAAUCUCCAAGGUCUAUGCAGCCAACCUACUCUUGGAUAUUUUACAAAUGACCAGACCUUGGAUUUCCUACUGGAGGCACAGUAUGGAAAUGGGAUGAAAAAGGUGAUUGUAGUUGAUGGUAACUCAGGUGUAAUCAUUUGGAAUAACAGUCUCCCAUGUCACAUGAAAGAAUCAGCAGCUACUUCAGUGAUGACAUCAGACCAAAAAUCUGUUUUUCUCUUUUGGGCUGAAGGCUUAUCAGCAUCACCAUCUGAUUCAGAUCUCAACUCAGAACCUGAACUACCUGGACUCCACCAUCUUUAUCUUCUACAUCCAACCUUCCCCACACUCCUCCUGGAUCUGGCUAAUGACACAGGCACUGUAAAUGCUUCAGCAAUUGGAAUUAAUGAUGUCUGGAAAGAUGCCUUCUAUGUUAUCAGGAAAACAGGGCCUGGGUCUGAAAACCAUCCAAGACCUCUAGUUGUCAGCAAGGUGAACUUAAGGUGGGCCUUGAUGGAAAGCCAGGUUGUUCUGCUAAAGGAGACCACUCCCAAAAUUGGCCGGGGAGAACUAAGAAGAUUCCUUUCUAGGAUCAAGUUUGUCAGUUCACAGAAGGUUUAAUCUGAAGUUACCUCCACUUUCAAAAUGGACUAAUUGAGGACCCUUUCUUUAACUUAGAAUCUUCUCAGUCAAAUCUGUAAAGUCAGGUAUAUGGAGAAAGCAAAAGGAAGCUUCUUUCCCCACAUUGUCUUGCCACUUUUGUCUAAUUAACACAGAGCAUUUUGGAGAGCAGGCUGUUACACUUUUAUAAUGGUUUCACCUGAAUAGCAAUGAUAUGUUUAGCUUUCCUUCUUGACUUUCAUAUCAGAACCAUCCACAAGCUUUCUGUGGGUCGUUUAAAAAUGUAAACCUUAUGGGGUGGGGGAGGGGAAAGGAAAAGAAUAAGGAGAGGGAGAGGGAAAAAGAGGAAGAGAGAGGGAGAGACAGAGACAGAGACACAGAGUCAUGGAGGGGGGAAGAGAUACACACACACACACACACACACACACACACACAGAAAGGAGAUGGGUGAGGGAGAGAAUGAAUGAGAAUGAAUAUGUAAUUUAUAAGGAAAUGUUGAGAAGUGUCAGAGAAGUAGUUAUAUCCAGGAAAUAUUUUUUGCUUUGUGUUACUUUUUGGGUUUUGAAAUGUGGAGUGUUUAUUAGAUGUAGUUCUAAUUUCCUUGCACAUGUGAAACAUGUGAAACAUAUCUGGGCCAUUUGGUCAUCUCUGCUCCUUCAAAUUUCCUACCACUUAUCUUAGGGUCACCAUUUUUCUGACCUUUCACUUCCUCCUCACCCAUGUCAAUCUUGAACUAUCUCAUUUGUCAAUCAUUGGCACCAAUUUAAAACAAUAUGAGAAUAUUGCCUAUUCUUAUCCAUUCCAUCCGUUCUUUCUAAACUUCCCAUCCAGAUAUCCAGAGGCUAUGGAAAGAGCUACAUUACUAUCACAAGCAGAAUAAGAGAAAUAAGUUCAAGUGAAUUAUCUUCGAUAAAGCCCCUUAAUAUAUUGGUUUUCAGUAUGUCAGAGAUGAUCCACUGUUUCUGUUGUGAUGUCAUGAAUAAGUGGAAACUUCUUACUGGUCAUAAAAAUGCUAAAAGUUGGGAAGAGUUGAGUUUCAUAUUCUUUUCCUUAUAUUACACUGACUUUUCCUAAUGAGUGGUACACUUCCCUCAUUGAAUCUGCUUUCUUCCUACAAUUUCUUCUUGCUUUUUCUAUAUAUGAACAAUAUUUUUGCAUUGUUGUACAAAAUCCUUAUGGAAGGAAAAGCUAUUCUUGAACCCCUCUCUUAAAACCUUGAGCCUUGAUAUGUAGUUCCAUUUAGAGCCAUGGAACAGCUUGUAUAUAUUUUGUGAUGUUCUUGUGUAAAUACUGUAAUUUUGUAAAUAGCAAGUUCAUUGGUGUAGUCUCCAGUUUUUUGUUCCCUUCCUUUUUUCUUAAUAGGUGUAGAUUCUAAUAAGUUAUCUUACAAUAGGGUUAUUUAUUGCGCUAAACCUUUCAGUGGAUACUUUGACCCAUACCCACAAUGGAUGUGACAUAUCAUAGGAAAUCCUAGUCAAGGAGCAGGUAGAAGGACCAUUUCCUCCCUUGAGCUGUUUUAUAAUGUGUCUUCACUGACAUUUUCAGUAGUUCUCCCUUAUGUUUAUCUUCUGAUAACUUCAGGUAUUUCACUGAUAACGUUGUUAAAUUUGAAAGAGCACGUGUUCCAUUUUCCCAGUGAAAGUCAUAUGACAUAAUAGAAAAAGGUCAGUCACUUUCGACAUGUACCAUGUACUGCUUGAAUGCAGCCAGUCUGGGUAUACUGCUUCUCCAAGUACUUGACCCAUACCUGUGAUGAAAGUCAGUUGCAGACUAGCUUGUGUCUGAAUCCCAAUUUGGCACAGAGAAAGGAAGAAAGAGUAUCCAGUUUGAUCUAAAAAUAUCCUAGUAGGAUAAGAUGUUCCAGGUCAUCUGGAGUUUGUAUCUACUUUGAAGGAUGUAGUAGUAUUAGGUCCUAUUUUGAAUGAGGAUCUUUCUCUGCUUUACAUAGAUCCAGUUGUUGGAAAGGGUUCCAAAAUCUAAUUUGAGCCAUGCUCUGUAAUGGUCCCUGUGGCCUGGCUGUUCCCGGUCAUAUACUGCUGAGAUCUAAGGAUUUCAUAUUUCUCCAGUAUAGCCAGGCUUUCAGAUUGACUAUCUAUAUUUAGGCAUAAAUAUGUGAGACAUUUGUUCAGAGUAUAUGUGCAAUUGAGAUCAUUUUUAGCAGAGAGCUAUGCUUCUUUUUUGGUUAAAUUACAAAAAUAUAAAAGCUGGAAAGAAAGUUUUAUGUGAAUUCCUGAUAAUGUGCUUGCCUGCCACCUUAAGUAUUCAAUUUUGGUUAUACUUGAUAUGACACCUUCCCCCUCCCUCCCUCCCCUCCCCCCCCCCGUCUCUUCCCUAAACCACUUACUAGAUAAUGAAUUGUGAUGGAAGGUUGAUAUUGAUAUCUGGACAUUUUGGGUGUUAACCUAUGUUCAAAUGUAUCUAAACCUCCCUCUUCUCUCAGGGAACCAUUAACUGGAUGAAUGAGCAUGAGUCUUUAUUGUAAGCAUUCCUUUUUUUUUUUCUCUAUUCUUCACAUUUGAGUACCUAGAAUAGUCCAGACAACAACUGUGAGAAAUAGGAAUAAUAUUAUCUGCAUCUUGCUGCAAAGAAGCUGACCCCUCUGUACUGUGUCCUGAAUUUGCUUCCCCUCCUCAACUAAUCUAUGAGGUAUCCUUCUUUAAUUUUGUUAUUCUGUGGUAUUGUUACAUCAAUUCCCAUAAAUGUGAAAUGUUGCCUGCAUCUUCUAUGUAAAAGAAACAUCAAACUAUGUAUUGUAAGAAAAGUAUUUGGAAUACAAGAUAAAAUAAAUAAACCCCAUGUAUAGGAUUA